AUGCCUCCAAAAGCCGUUUCUAAAAAGAAACAUGCCCUCCCAACCUUCAACAUCCAGGCUUUCCCGACUCCCGCCCUCGAGUCAAUAGACCUCCGCAUGUCCUACCGCAUCGCCCGCGGUGAGCAGGGAGUACUGACGUUCGAGCCCUACAAAUCUUUCUUACUGCCGCAUUGGCGCUUCGCUACUCUGCCUGUCGCCCAUCAAAGCUCCAGCAACUUGAACCAAGCAUUCGACCACUAUGUCAAAGCGGGAGACCUUGUGGGCGCGGACAUGGCGCGGAAGUUCAUCCAAAUGGGGAUGACGCGCGCCAAACGCUACGCAAAUCACAAGGGCGGACGGAAGUACGAUAAAUCCGUCCGCGAACAGGAACGCAACGGUGGGGAGCGGACGGAGCUUGCGAAGAGUGACGGGCAUGAAGGUCGGGAUGAGAAGCUGGAGGUUAGCGAGCACUUCAAGGGGAUAUGGAGGCAGUGCACGAGCGAUGAGGGAUAUCUGGCGCUGAAGGAGGAGUUUCAGCGGGAGCAGAAGGAGUGGGACAAGGCGACGAAGAAGCUCAAGAAGGAGGUCAAGAGUGAAGAGGAUGGGGAUGAAUCAAACAUCAAGGGUGAAGUAAAGCGAGAGGACGAUGGCGACGGCUGA
This is a messenger RNA of Saxophila tyrrhenica, 639 nucleotides long. RefSeq lists its product as uncharacterized. NCBI's taxonomy places the organism in Eukaryota, Fungi, Ascomycota, Dothideomycetes, Mycosphaerellales, Extremaceae. The transcript has a single exon. The record is from RefSeq and is a predicted model, not a curated record. Bases 1 to 639 code for a protein of 212 amino acids.